UUAAGGUAUCAAUUAAACAUAUUUAAUGAAUAAAUCAGUCACCAUAUUUUAGUUAUCUUGCUGUUGUGAUAUGGAUACUAGGAGAAUAUUAGUGUAAUUGAUUGAAAAGUCUAUGCAAAAUAUAAUCUGCCAAUAUUCCUCCGAUCAACUUACCGACAAGUGAAUAUCAAAUAUGAAUUUUUAUAUACUGCUGACAAGUUUGUUACUGUUUUUCAUGUCUUUUCCGAUGAUGACUUAUUGUCAAAGUGGUACGGAUGUGAGUGCACUGUUAACUCAUUUAUUCACAACUGAAGGUUACAAUAAAAAAGUGCGACCCCUGAAAGAUCAAACAACAGCAAUAGAAAUUAGAGUGGACUAUUUUCUUAACUCUGUAAUCGAUUUCAGUGAACAAGAAGAAAAUUUGAAAAUAUCUGGCUUUUUAAGUUGUACAUGGGUCGACGAGUAUUUGAAAUGGGACAAUGCUUCAUUUUCUAACAUCCAUGAGUUAUUCAUUCCGCAGGAUGAUAUUUGGAAGCCGGACAUUUCCCUCAGGAACACAUUUAAAUCCUUUACUGGACUUGGUGCCAGUUACCUGAAUGUCUUCGUUACAUCUAAUGGGGUUGUUGAAUGGAACCCAUACCAGGUUCUGGAAUCAACUUGUUCGGUGGAUAUUACAUUUUUUCCAUUUGACACACAGAUAUGUGAGUUGAAGUUCACAGCAUGGAGUUAUACACAAUCUCAUGUCGAUCUGGAUGUGGGGAGCAAAGGUGUACAACUUGAAGAGUAUGUAGAAAAUUCCGAAUGGGAAUUAGUGCAAACGUCAGCAAGAGAGACGAAUACCGAUGAAGCAGCUGUAUUCUUUACGUUAAAAUUAAAGAGGCGACCAAACUUUUACGUGUUGAAUAUCAUUGUACCAGUAAUUUUCCUCUCCCUCCUGGACAUAUUUGUGUUCAUUCUGCCUGUGUCGUCUGGAGAAAGAGCAAGCUAUGCGAUCACAGUUUUCUUGUCAAUGGCCGUUUUCUUAACAAUAAUAGCAGCAGCAUUGCCACAAAAUUCUGUGACAACGUCCUUGUUGUCGGUAUACUUAAUGCUUAUGAUAAGUUUGAGUACUUUUAUUGUUAUUUUAAGCAUUGCAGAAUUGAGACUUGCAACUCGAGACGUCAAUAUUCAACCUAUAGGCAAAGGCUUUAUGUUUUUCAUUAAAUGUUCAAAUGUAAUCACAUGUAAGGUCUGUAGAAAGUCAGUGGCUCCAACGAGGCAACUAAGUUCGAAAGUAAAGAAGCGCAAUCUUCCGGAUGGUAGCGUGACAUGGCCGGACAUCGUUGAAGCUAUAGAUAUUGUCUUCUUUUGGAUCACAAUGAUAUACACCCUUCUCACCACCCUUAUCAUCGGUGUAGUGGCUGUGAAUGGUGGAGAUACUUAGAAAGCUAUGUUUUGUCACAUGUUUUGUACCAUCAUGCCAAUGUUAUCAACAUGGUUCUAUAUAUUUAUUACAAACGUCGCUAGUCUGUAGAUGCUGCUUCAAUCAUUUAACUGUCAGAAAUAUAUAUAUAUCCUGCAUGUGAUUACAGUUUUAUUGCAUGUGGGAAAUUACAUGAAUUUACUAUAAAAGGUGGCAUCCACGACAAGUAAGAUUAUUGCAAUAUCCCCUUCUAGAAGCGAGAUUCUGACCCGGAACAAAAAUAUUCAGACGUCAAUUUCUUUUAAUUAUUAAAGGUGGAAGCCUUUUUACCUUAUAUAAAAUGACAUGAUAAAUACUUGUAUUGCCGAAAUAAAACCCAAGUUCAAAUAAAAAGGUUUUGUUUUCCAAACUUCAAAUCAGGAAACUGGAACAUGCUACUGCGAGUGGGAAGUGGAACGGUGGUAUACCCGUCUUGUUGAUGAAUAGAUGUUAUUCGGAAUGGGGUAAAUAUUCUUCUUGCUGACAAAAAGAUGGGACGGUGGUGGCCGUCUUGUACAAAAUAAAUGUUUUUGUUAGAGGCACUUUUAUAACCGUCUGGUAGGUAUGUAGAUUUUAUUGUGAGCGGGACGAGUAUGCUUCUUGUUGACAAAAAGAUGUUACUGGGAAUUUUAUGGUGUUCCCGUCAUGUAGACAAAAAGAUGUCACUGUGAGUGGAAAUGGUUAUCGCCGUCUUACAGACAGAUUUUACUUUUUACUGGGAGUGGGACUGGUACCAGUGUUGUAGAUAUAUAUUUGUUACUGUGAGUGAGACGGGCGAUUGGGACAGGUAUAACUUUCUUGUAAGAUAAUAUAUGAUACAGUGAGUGGGACGGGUAUACUCGUUUUGUAGGUAUCAAAAUGUUACUAAAAGAGCAUUGUACAAGUUACUCCUGGAAAUACAUUGAUAACUAUUAUGUGUUCUUACAUUUUAGCUUUACAAAAUGAAUAAACUUGAAAAGUAUGAAAAGUGUUAAUUAGUCUUAGAUGUAUGAUUUUAUCACCAGAUGAAAGGAAAAAUAUUCAGACGCUGUUACCAUGGCAACAUUGAAC
This is a messenger RNA of Ruditapes philippinarum (Manila clam), 2470 nucleotides long. Its product is annotated as acetylcholine receptor subunit delta-like. Bases 173 to 1402 code for a protein of 409 amino acids. Gene Ontology annotation, molecular function: neurotransmitter receptor activity; transmembrane signaling receptor activity; extracellular ligand-gated monoatomic ion channel activity. The transcript has 4 exons. Gene Ontology annotation, cellular component: membrane; synapse; neuron projection. NCBI's taxonomy places the organism in Eukaryota, Metazoa, Mollusca, Bivalvia, Venerida, Veneridae. Gene Ontology annotation, biological process: signal transduction; nervous system process; regulation of membrane potential. The record is from RefSeq and is a predicted model, not a curated record.